CUUUUGUUUUGAAACGAUCAACCCGGAAGCGGCGUGCACACUCGCUGGUCAGCUAAACGAAAUGUUGACAAAGCAAAGUUGACCGGUGCCGGUGCAGGAACAAGCGCAGACUAGAGUCACGGGUUCGAUAAACUACCUCACGGUUCUCCCGCUUCUCCUGCUCAAAUAGCAACAGUUGCUGCUGUUGUUUUUGUUUUAUCCGGCUUUUCAGACGAACCUGUGACAAACGCAAACACAGUGAACACGGAAGUCGGGGUGAAAUAUUUUGUGCCGUCGCAGGUAUGGACGUAGACGACGAGAGGAGAGGGCUGCUGGACGAGGAUCUGACAGGACUCGUGUCUGAGCAGGACGCGUAUCUAAGCAAAGUGAAGAACAGGAAUUUAUACCUGGCCACAUUUGCAUCCGUUCUGGGUCCCAUGAGCUUCGGCUUUGUGCUGGGCUACAGCUCUCCUGCACUUCCUGAACUCAUGAAUAUCGCUGACCCACGGCUACAGCUCAACAACAUCCAGGCCUCCUGGUUUGGGUCCAUUGUGACAGUGGGAGCAGCAGUGGGUGGCUUGCUGGGCGGUUGGAUGGUGGAAAAGAUUGGCAGGAAGCUCAGCCUCAUGUUCUGCUCGCUGCCCUUCGUCUUUGGCUUCACUGUCAUCAUCGCAGCACAGAAUGUGUGGAUGCUUUAUAUUGGCAGAGCGCUCACUGGCCUUGCAAGCGGAAUCACAUCGCUGGUCGUCCCGCUCUACAUCUCUGAGAUGGCGCACGAGCGGGUCAGAGGAACCUUGGGCUCUUGUGUGCAGCUGAUGGUGGUGCUCGGCAUCAUGGGAGUUUAUCUUGCAGGCCUCUUCCUGGACUGGCGGUGGCUGGCGAUCUGCAGCUCCAUUCCACCAACACUUUUAAUGGUCUGUAUGUGCUUCAUGCCGGAAACACCCCGCUUCUUGCUGUCACAGGGCAAGAGGCAGGAGGCUGUGGAGGCACUACGCUUCCUGCGAGGGCCAGAUGCCCCCGUUGAAUGGGAGUGUGCUCGUAUCGAGGAUGCUUGUGACGAGCGGGGCUCAAAUUUCCAGGUGUCUGACCUGAAGAACCCUGGCGUCUACAAGCCUCUGAUGAUUGGAAUCAUGCUGAUGGUGUUUCAGCAGAUGACUGGGAUCAAUGCCAUUAUGUUCUAUGCUGAGAACAUCUUUGAACAAGCACAUUUUAAGGAAAGUGACCUCGCAUCAGUGAUCGUGGGUUUGAUUCAGGUCAUCUUCACUGCAAUAGCAGCAUUGAUCAUGGACAAGGCAGGAAGGAAAAUCCUGCUCAUCAUCUCAGGUGUUGCCAUGGUAAUCAGCACCACUGCAUUUGGGGUUUACUUCUACCUGAUGUCCAGUGGAGCCUCGCUGGACCUUCUGCUGAUGGACGCUGCUGGUGAAAAACCUCAUACUGACCUGGCCUGGCUGGCCCUUGCAAGCAUGGCCAUCUUCAUCGCAGGCUUUGCUCUUGGCUGGGGUCCAAUCCCGUGGCUUGUCAUGUCAGAGAUAUUCCCUGUCAAAGUGCGAGGGUUUUCCAGUGCCAUAUGCGUACUGACAAACUGGAGCAUGGCGUUUCUCAUCACCAAAACCUUCCAAGACAUGAUGAAUCUUCUUACCAGUGCUGGAACCUUCUGGUUGUUUGCCUGCAUGUGCAUUGUGAAUGUCAUCUUCACCAUGGUGUUCAUCCCAGAGACAAAGGGCAAGACACUGGAGCAAAUUGAAGCCAUGUUCAGAGGAGCAGCAGGUCCAUGACGUGAACUGACUAAACAACCUCUCAGCUUUAAAGUUUCUGAUCAAUGCACUUCAAUGGAAUCAUUUGCAGUUAGGGCUGUGCUGAGAAACAGCAGUAUCUUCUACGAAUGACAGGGAAACUCUGAACCCUGGUGGUGAAGAUGAAGCAUUCAUAAAACCAGGUGUGCUAACUUCAGUUACACAACUCUACACUGCCCCCUCGUGGCCGCACAUCUGUAAAUCACCUCUGAGUCGACACUGAUGUCAGUGAAGUUCUUCUGAUUUUUUCCUACGGUGUUGGGACGGUAUGAGGAUUGUAAGGACAUUUUAAAAUGGAAUUUGUUAACAAAGCAUUUGCUGCUUUCUAGUUUAAAAAGUGUAUAGAGAGUCUAUGCGAGACUAUGCUAAGCUAAUUAAAGGCAUCAUAUUUUAAUGGAUUUAAUGGAUGGUGCAGAAUUGUACUUGUUGGGAAAAAAUUAUUUUAUAUUUUCCUCAUCCAUUUUCACUCUAGUUCUCACCUGUUUUGGUUCAUUCAGUUUACAAAACAUGAUGAUACACAACAUUGAUCAUAGAAGUAAAUUACAUUUUUUCUUGAUUUUAAUUUCCAUUUGAGAGUGGAAAUCACUUGUGCAUUGCUGAAGCUUGCAGAGAUCUGCAAGGUGCUUCAGGAACUAUACAUGGAACUAACACAAUAAUAAUGCCAGUAAUGACUUUGAUGACUUCUGCAGAUACAAACUGAUAAAUUCUGUGGGAAGUAAAUCAUCAUGAAGUUUGAGCACUGGACGUGCUGAUAUAACAGCUGCUUACAUCAUCGGAUAAAUUAAGUAAAUCAGAAAAGAUGAACACUAAAUAUAAUCACCUCAUUUAAAAGUUGUAAAGUCUCUGUGAAAGUAUGUGUAUGUGGCUGAUUUGAUUUUGUAAUGAUUUUUCUGUUGGGAAAAAGAAAAUGUCUCAAACUUGAUCUCAUAUUUGAUUUCAUAUGUUUGAAGAAGUAUAUUUUACACUUGUUUGGUGUUUGUUUAGUUCCGAUAAUCCUUUGUCUGAAAUAUUUUGAAAUAUACAGUUUGACAUCUGUCUUGAUCCUACUUAUGUACAUUUAUUAAAUUAAAUACGUGUUUACUUUAUUAUUAGUUAUAUGAACUGCUUAUUUUUUUAUCAUAAUUUACUUCUUUUCUAUGUUUUUAUAACGACAUGGCACUAGACUGCAGCGCUGUGCCAGAGUACAAGAAACAAGUAAUGGACAUUUUAAAUUUUGAUUUUGCGCAUUACGACGUACUUGAAUUUUCAAAAUAAAAUAUCUGUCAAGUGUAUUUUCUAAUUACGUGACAAGUUUGCCAGUUUCUUUGUUCCAAAUUGAAUAAAUGGUAUUAAACAAAUUAAAACAACAUAAAAUCAA
Molecule: messenger RNA, 3129 nt
Organism: Solea solea (common sole)
Lineage: Eukaryota; Metazoa; Chordata; Actinopteri; Pleuronectiformes; Soleidae
Gene: slc2a8
Product: solute carrier family 2 member 8
Exons: 10
Coding region: 282-1754 (490 amino acids)
Biological process (GO): transmembrane transport
Cellular component (GO): membrane
Molecular function (GO): transmembrane transporter activity
Source: RefSeq, a predicted model, not a curated record